GUCCGGUUCCCAAGUCAUUACUCCACGCGAUCCGAUCUCCUCGAGACACGGCCCGAGCUGCCCCAGAGACACCACUGCUGACAUAUACCACCAGACCCCGCUCCAGUCGUCGUCGUCGCAGUUCAUUAGGGGAAUUGAAAGUGCUUUGUUUGGAUUCGCAUUCAGCCAGCAAGUCAGCCCGUUUGGGUGUUGCCAGUGAAGGCCUUUCUGGCUUUAAUUGAUUCGACUCGAAAUAUCUGACUGCCAAUAGAGCCGAUCCAACAUGAAAGUGAUGCAACGCGUUCUCUUCGUCGGCUGCCUGAUGUUGUGUGGAGUGGGUCUGGCGAGGUCUCAGGACUACCAGGAUUACCAGGAGAACACACCUAGGACAGCGCCGUUGCGCCUGCGCACGAAUCCCGCUCCUGCCCAGGUGGAGAGGGCCACUCCGGUGCCCAUACUCAAGCAGAUCAACAAGCACAAUGAGGAUGGGUCCUACACUUAUGGCUACGAGGGUGCCGAUGGCUCCUUCAAAAUCGAAACCAAACUGGCCACCGGCGAAGUCAAGGGCAAGUAUGGCUAUGUGGACGAGACCGGCAAGGUGCGUGUGGUGGAGUACGGGGCCAACAAGUAUGGAUUCCAACCCUCCGGCGAGGGCAUCACAGUGGCACCACCCACCCUGGUGGACGAGACAGCCAAGGAAGAGCCCGACUACGCAGAUGAGCCGGCUCCACAGCGCCCCCAGAAACCAUAUCGGAUUAAUCGUCCCCAGUCCCGCCCCCACUCCGCUCCAGUGCCACGCCCCCAGCCACCGCCGCCGCAACCUCAGCCUCAGUAUGUGCAAUACGAGGAGGAGGAGGAGCCGCCACGUCGGAUUCAGUAUGCUCCUCAGCCUCAGCCACAGCCACAGCCUCUGCCACAGCAGCAUCAUCAGCACCAGCAGCAGGCAUCCUUAGGUCCAGCGCCGCCACGCCUUCAGAUACCCGGCGCCCAGCGCACCACCGAUGUCCUGUACUCGCCGCUCCAGCGUCCCGCCCGCCCGGAGCCGGACUACUCCCAGUCCCAGAGCUUCGGAGAUGGACCCUCCAAUGUGCGGAUCUCCCGUCCGGUGUAUGCCCUUCCGCCCGCCUCUCCCGCUCCGAGCAGCGCCCGCGCCCAAGGCUUCCUGGCCCCCGCUUCCGGUGGUCGUCCGCUGCUGGAGCCCGUGGGCUUUGGUCACUCCCAGGCUUCCGUGCCUUCUCGACCCGUCCAGCAGCAGCAGCACCAGCCGCAGCCAAGCUACCAGCCCCAGCCCCAGGCACGCAGCGGCGGAGGAGGAGCAGGUCUCCUGGACCAGCUGGCCAGGGACUAUGCCUUGCCCCAGGGCAACGCCCAGCCGCUGCACGACAUCACAUUUGGCUACUACUGAGUAGAGAUAGCUUCCCAAUUCCUCCAGAGAUUCCUUGAUUCUAGGUCCUAAUUGCACGGGUGUGCGAGAUUUUUGUC
Drosophila serrata is the source of this 1461-nucleotide messenger RNA. It is a transcript of the gene Cpr97Ea, whose product is annotated as cuticular protein 97Ea. The record is from RefSeq and is a predicted model, not a curated record. Gene Ontology annotation, molecular function: structural constituent of chitin-based larval cuticle. Gene Ontology annotation, cellular component: chitin-based extracellular matrix. Lineage: Eukaryota; Metazoa; Arthropoda; Insecta; Diptera; Drosophilidae.